AUGUCUUUAAACAUCCUCGUUAUUGGUAACGGUGGUAGAGAACACGCUAUUGUGUGGAGAUUAGCACAGUCUUCUUCUGUCAAGAAGAUCUAUGUUGCUCCAGGUAACGGUGGUACUUUCGACUCCAAGGUCGAGAACAUCCCAUUGUCCGGCUCUCCAAAGGACUUUGAUGCAUUGCAAGCCUUUGCCGUCGAAAACAAGAUCGAUUUGGUGGUUCCAGGUCCUGAACAACCAUUGGUGGAUGGUAUCACCUCCGUUUUCACCAAGGUGGGUAUCCCAGUUUUUGGUCCUUCCGCCAAGGCCGCCUUGAUGGAAGGCUCUAAGGCACACUCCAAGAUCUUCAUGGAUAAGCAUGGUAUUCCAACCGCCCAAUUCAAAAACUUCACUUCCGUAGAAGAAGCAAAGAAGCACAUUGAACAAGUCGACUACAAGAUCGUCUUGAAGGCCGAUGGUAUUGCUGCUGGUAAGGGAGUUUUGAUCCCAGAAACAAAGGAGGAAGCUUUGCAAGGCUUGAACGAAAUCAUGGUUGACAAGAACUUCGGGGAUGCCGGUAAUGAGAUUGUUAUCGAAGAAUACUUGGAAGGUGAUGAGUUGAGUAUUUUAACCAUCACUGACGGAUACUCUUUCUUCAACUUGCCUGCUGCCCAGGACCAUAAGAGGAUUGGUGACGGUGACCAAGGCUUGAACACCGGUGGCAUGGGUGCCUACGCUCCUGCUCCUAUUGCCACUCCCGAUGUCUUGAAGAAAAUUGACGAGCAAAUCAUAAAGCCAACCAUUGAUGGUAUGAGAAAAGAUGGUACCCCAAUGUGUGGUGUUUUAUUCACUGGUAUUAUGUUAUCUCCAACCAAAGAACCAAAGGUUUUGGAAUACAAUGUCAGAUUUGGUGACCCAGAAACGCAGACUGUGUUGCCUUUGUUGACCGACGACACAGAUUUAGCACAGGUCAUGUUGGCAUGUGCUGAGCACAGAUUGGACUCGGUGAACAUCGACACCAAGCCAUUGUUCAGUACCACUGUGGUCAUGGCUGCCGGUGGAUACCCAGAAGCUUACGGAAAGGGUGAUGAAAUAACUAUCAAAUCCGACUUGCCAGCAGACACUUUCAUCUUCCACGCUGGUACCAGUGCUAAGGAUGGCAAGGUCCUUACUGCGGGAGGACGAGUCAUUGCCUCCACUGCAAUUGCUGCAACCUUGAGAGAAUCCGUUGACAAGGCAUACGUUGGUGUUGACCACGUGCAAUUUGAAAAGAAGUACAACCGUAAAGACAUUGCUCACAGAGCCUUCCGUGAUGCUGAUAAGAAGGCUAGCGGUGUUACCUAUGCCGAAGCUGGUGUUUCCGUCGAUAACGGAAACUUGUUGGUCGAACAAAUCAAGGCCAAGGUUAAAUCUACUGCCAGACCAGGUGCCGAUUCAGACAUUGGUGGUUUCGGUGGUUUGUUUGAUUUGAAGAAGGGUGGUUACUCUGGUGACGACACCUUAUUGGUUGCUGCAACUGAUGGUGUUGGUACCAAGUUGAGAGUCGCUCAAAUCAUGGAUAUCCAUGAUACCGUUGGUAUCGAUUUGGUUGCCAUGAACGUCAAUGAUUUGGUGGUUCAAGGUGCUGAGCCAUUGAUCUUCUUGGAUUACUUUGCUACUGGUAAGUUGGACAUUAACAUCGCUUCUAAGUUUGUCAGUGGUGUCGCAGAUGGAUGUAUCCAAGCCGGAUGUGCUUUGGUUGGUGGUGAAACCUCUGAAAUGCCGGGCAUGUAUGAUGCUGGCCACUACGAUACCAAUGGUACUGCUGUUGGUGCUGUCCACAAGGACAAGAUUUUACCAAGAAUAGAUGCUAUGGCCGCAGGUAACGUCUUAAUUGGUGUCAAGUCUGAUGGUAUUCACUCCAACGGUUUUUCAUUGGUCCGUCAUAUCAUUGAAACCUCGCAAUACGAUUACACUACAGUUGCUCCAUGGUCCAAAUCUGGAAAGACCAUCGGAGAAGAAGUAUUGGUUCCAACCAAGAUCUACGUCAAGCAAUUGUUGAAGUCGUUGCGUGAAGACUUAUUGUUGGGAUUGGCUCACAUCACUGGUGGUGGUUUAGUUGAAAACAUUCCAAGAGCAUUGCCAAAGAAUUUACAGGCCAAGAUCGAUAUCAGUGCCUGGGAAGUGCCUGAAAUCUUCAAGUGGUUCGGUAAGGAAGGUAACGUGCCUAAAGAUGAUUGGUUGAAGACUUUUAAUGUCGGUAUUGGUAUGGUUUUGAUCGUCGACCAAGCCAACGUUGACAAGGUGUUGGCCAACUUGAAGAACGAAGGCGAAGAAGCCGUUGUCAUCGGAGAAUUGGUGGACUUGGCUGCCGGAGAAGCCCAGUGUAUCGUGCAGAACACCGAAGGCUUGUAUUAA
Molecule: messenger RNA, 2370 nt
Organism: Suhomyces tanzawaensis NRRL Y-17324
Lineage: Eukaryota; Fungi; Ascomycota; Pichiomycetes; Serinales; Debaryomycetaceae
Gene: ADE5,7
Product: bifunctional aminoimidazole ribotide synthase/glycinamide ribotide synthase
Exons: 1
Coding region: 1-2370 (789 amino acids)
Biological process (GO): 'de novo' IMP biosynthetic process; adenine biosynthetic process
Cellular component (GO): cytosol
Molecular function (GO): metal ion binding; phosphoribosylamine-glycine ligase activity; phosphoribosylformylglycinamidine cyclo-ligase activity
Source: RefSeq, a predicted model, not a curated record